CCAAGAGGCCAGUUAUACAUUUUCUCUGCUUCUGUGCUGGAGCUGUCUCCCUGUUGCAACUUGUAAUAAACCGGACACACAUACACAGGUACAAUUAUUUUCUGCUCAAACAAAAAAUACAGUAGUACCUACUAGUUAGCUCACUGACAUAGUUAACUUGCCAACCAGAUGAAAGGUCUAUUACUUUUCCUGCCUCACUCCAUUUUUCGAUUGGAUGGGUCUGAGUACAACAUUCAGACAUGGCGGAAGGAACGGUGGAGCAGGUUACGAAUGGAGAGCAAGAAGAAGCAUAUUUUUACCGAGAAAGGAUUAAAUGUACACCAGAAGAGGAGACAAGGCUCGAAAGGCAACACUUUUGGAAAGUGAUCGAUGCGUUUAGAUACUACAGGUACGGACUGUUUCAAAACAGCAGUAGUAUUUGGUAGCUAGCUUAUCCAUAACAGUCAUUUGACCCAGAUGUUCUGGCUAUCGUUAGUUCAAGUUUCUUUUAUUAGUAGUAUGUACGUGAUACACAUGGCAUACAACGUCCAACGGUGCAGGUUCCUUUUCGACAAUGCAACAACAAUAAGAAAUAAUAAAAUAAGAAUAGGAACAUGAAGUAACGUUAAAUGACUCAUGGAAGGAGGAUCUGGGGGCAAGUGUUUAAAUUGUGCAGUUGUGAUAUGUGUGUUCUGUUGAUGGAGGAACGUUUUGUCCGAAGAUUUUAGAAGAGGGAUGACUGAUUAUGGGGUCUUCACUAGUUAUCACAGCCAUAAAGUCAUGCCUAAACCCCGCCUAUUUCUGCAAUGUAUCUUCUUAAAGGCCCAGUGCAGUCAAUAAUACUGUAGUUGGAAUAAUAUUGUGAAAAUUAUGAUAAUGCCCGUUAGUGUAAGAGCUGUUUGAAAAGACCUCCUGAAAAUUCAGCCUUUUUAGGCAACCUGGUCUCAGCGCAUUUCGUAUUAUUCUGUAUGUAAAUCAGAGACACUCAUCUUUGUAUGAUAUGUUACGUUUUGUAUGGUAUCUAUUAAUUGGUGGAUGUCCGUCAAUUAUUUCAUAUGAUAUGUUAAGAAUUCCAAUUAUAUGUUACGAAUUUGCAAAACAUAUAAUAUGAUAUGUUACUAAUUCUAGCUAAGUGAGUUAGCUAGCUCACUAACGUUAGCUAGGCUAGGGUUAAGUUUAGGAGUUAGGUUAAAGGGAUACGGGAAGGGUUAGCUAAAAGGGUUAAGGUUAGCAUUAGGGUAAGGGUUAGAUAACAUGCUAAGUAGUUGCAAAGUAGUAAGUAGUAGAAAAGUAGCAAAUUAGCUAAAAUGCUAAAGUUGUCCGUCAUGCGAUUCGAACUCGCAACCUUUGGAUAGAAACAGCUGCAUUGGACCUUUCAAAUCUGAUUUUAAACCUAACCUUAACCUCACUGCUAACCUUAUGUGUAACCCUAACCUGAAGUUAAGACCAUAAACCACAUUUUUGUUUUCAUUAAUUUUUACGAUAGUACAUUUUUACUUUGUGGUAACUAGUGACAACCCUAAUUAUGUUGCAUAGCUAGCUAGCUAAAAUAGAUUGUGUAUUUAUAUCAGGGACCGUUUUGGCUCACUACAUUGUUCCAUACCAUCGCUAUUUAGCUAGUAGAAAAUAACAAAGAUAACUAAAAGAAGAUGCAAGAGCUAUAAAGUCCAGGCUGACAAAGACAAACAUUUAAUUUCAAUACAGUUACUCUUGUUACUUACAAACAAGGACAUCAUACAUGAUUAUGCCUAGUCUAUACAACCAUGUUCACCAUAGUGGAAGAUGCUUAGAAAAAUUGAAUAAAAGGGUUUUGUGAAUCUUUGUGUCAAGUCAUUUCAAGGAGUCUGCAUAUUGGGUUAGGCUUUAUCAGAAUUCAAAAAGGCUAUAAAAUAUGGGUUUCUAUUUUCCCGCAUCUGUGUUUCUGGACCCCCAUCUUCUCCUCCUCCUGUUCACCACGGCACCACCCUUCCCUUUUUCUUUGUCUAAUUCACCUCCCCUUAAUCUCAGGAUGCAUGUUCAGGAGCGGGUGAAUCGAGCAGAACGUCAGUUCCGGAGUCUUCCGGAGCAUCACCAGCUGCUGCUGCCCGGGGUCUUGCCCAACCUGGCCCGUAUCCGCCGCAGUGUGGACCACAACCAGGAGGUGCUGCAGGCCAUCGUGCUCAACUGUGUCCACAUGUUUGAGAACAUGGAGUACGGCGAAGAGGUGAGCUAAACGGUCGGAAAAGGUCACACUCAUGCUUUCUCGCAGUCACACCAGGCACUACUUGUAGCGCUCAAACUACUGGAAAUCAGUUAUUUUUAAUGGAAAGAGGAGACACAAGGAGUCAUUUAGCGAUUUAACCACUGGCAACUAGAGAGCUCGCUGCCAAAGUUGAGAAAUCCAACUUUAUGCAAAAUGGUCAGUGAUGCGAAUGCGGAAUAACCAAUCGGAGGAGGGAGGGUCUUACUUGCUAGCUUUGACACUGUGCUGGAUAGGCUAACAACCAAUUGGGUGUUUUGCAUGCUGUUCGGAAGAUACACCCAUGGGGGAAGAUAUCAGAGAUUCCUUACUACAAGGCAGCCUCUGGUGUAACCACCCUGUUAGUCAUCGUCUUCCUCUUUGUGGUAGGAGAGGUAGUAUGCUGCAUCUAGGUGUGCUGUGCAAGAAAAAUACAGUAGUAGUAGGAUGAGCUGAAUGUUUUUCUAUUCUAGUAUACCACACCAGCACACACUUCAAUAGUUAUUGUAGUAAUGUACAUUUUAGAAGAUAGAUCUUAGAUUCAUUUGCUGCCAUGAUCCUUUCCCCAUUGGAUGAAGUUUGAGGAGUUGAAGUGAAUCUGUCUUUCUGUCCAGGAUGACCUGAGGAAGGUGGGUACGUCUUCCACGUUCGACAUGGACAAGCUCAAGUCCACCAUUAAGCAGUUUGUGCGUGACUGGAGUGAGGCGGGCCAGGCUGAGAGAGACUCCUGCUACCUGCCCCUCAUCCAAGAGAUCCAGAGACUCUUUCCCAGCAACAAGUGGUGAGCACACACACACACAGUCUUGAAUUCUAACUCUGUUGUGUGAUUUUAUAUUUUGAAUUACGUGUCUAUUCUGUCAGAGAUGGUGUGGUUGUUUCUGUAGUGAUGUGUCCAAGGUGAGCGUGCUGGUUCCAGGGGCAGGGCUUGGUCGCCUAGCGUGGGAAAUCGCUCGUCUGGGUUACGCCUGUCAAGGCAACGAAUGGAGUUUCUUCAUGCUAUUCUCCUCAAACUUCGUCCUCAACAGGUAACACUCACUUCAGCCCUAACCAGGGGUUUAAAGUAGAUUUAAUUUCUUCCCAUUACGGGACCUCCUAUGUGUGCACCUAAAAAAUGUAUGGGCAUAACAUGCCCAGCCCUGGACGUUCUGCCAUCCUAGGCAAGAAAAAAAUUUGCCACCCCCCUCCUAUCCCGCUAAACUAGAAUGGUGUACAGCAGGGGUCUGCAAUAGGUUUGCCCUUGGGCCAAUUUUCUUCUCAGCUAAUAGUCGGCAGAACAACAUAAUAGCAGCCCAAUUCAUAAGCCUAUUCAUAACACAUCUGGUUAGUAGGCUAUAUAAUCAGUUCAAUGCCAAUAACAUAUCCUAAUAUUUUCAAUCUGAUUAUACUGAUAAAAUCACCAAUGUCUCUAUUAUUAAAUUAUUUUUAAAAAUAUUUCUUUGUGUGUUGAUUGGGGAAAAACUGCUUGCAAUCAAGAUAAAAUGUAGCUCUGAAAAAGUCUCAAAAGAAAAGUGGAUAAUGAAAAUAGAAGUUUCAGGGAAGAGUGGACAGAGAAAUAAGCAUAUUUCUCCAAUGUCAAACCAGAGUCUUGUUUGUAACGCAACGGUUGCGGUUUGCAAAUAAUUAAAUAUUAGACAUCGUUAUUAAUCUAAACAUGGCACUUUCAAAAGUUACCUUUCCACCCAGACAGACCCUCGACCGACGCAGAAAAAUGUAAGCUUCAACUGCUGGCUACUCAUCCGUUGCUUAACCCAACAACAGAAGUGCUUCCCUAAAAGUUGCCUGGGUUUAACAUAUUCUCUUUUCAGAAAAUGAAAAGCUAAAUUAACAGGGACAGAAUAGCAAAGCCCAUUUUUUUGUCUCCUCCAAUAUUGAAGGCUGCAGCUCAGCUUCAGAAUGUCAUAGAAACUAAUCAGUAUAUUCCCAUAUGCAUCAGUCACGUCUUUUGUGGGCAUUUUAAAGCUUGUUUCUAGCAUAAGGCAUCACAGAGUUAAGCAUUGUUAUAGAAUGCUUCAUAUUAUCUGGAUACGUUUUAUUUAUUUAUUUCAAAAUAUAAAGCUUUAACAAAGGGUACGGCAUACCCUCACUCAAUUUGAGCCCUUGUUUUAACCAAACACACCAAGCCCUUCCCAGACACUGAGGUAUUUAAGGAGUGCACGGUGACAGUAUUGGAGGAUUUGGCUAUACCGACAAAUCUAUGGAUAGCAUAAUUGUGUCUGUCAAACAGGUAGGCCUACCUCUUUUUUUAUAUAGGAAGAAAUAGCCUCCAACAAAGCCCUCUUGUUGUUAGUGAAGUCAAAUUAAAAUGAAGAAUUACUUUCAGCACCAUUUGCUGUCCACCUCUGUUUAGAUUAUGCCACAGCCACACCAAAGCUGAUGUUUGCCCGCUAGCCUUUUUAGUUGACUUUCUCCUGCACUCUCUCUCCUCAUGAAUAAGUGAAUGAUUGAAAAAGUGUCUGUCUCAUGACAUUGUAAUACAUUUGGUCUCCAGGCUAUGCGGUUACAGAAAAACCACAUAGGCUACUACUCUUUCUACCGUAGGCUACAUCAUUUAUGUUAAAUGAAUUUGUUGGAGCGUGGUAGAGUGCAGCGUCUUUCCAACAGCACGCUGGGCAUGGAUAAGCUAAAUAUUUUGCACCCCUGCCUUUGGCAAAGUGGGCUCUGCUUAUAGCCCACAUACCACUGGGUGAGAGAAGUUAUUGUUUUUGGGCAGAAUAAUGUGAGGUGUUGUGUUGUUGGAGGUGCGUCUUGGUCAGUUUAAGUCGGGAAAUGCUGCCCUCAUCAAACUGCCGCUCUAGGCUGCUGCCUAAUCCUGCCUAAUGGGCGAGCCGCCCGUGGGGCCUAAUCAUAGAAUUAUAUUUAGCAUUCCUAUUCAUUCAAUAGCAUUUUUUUGUGAGCCAUAAUUUUUUUUCAUUUCAUUUUUAUUAUGGAAUAAACACAACCAGUCAUGACGUUUUCAUCUGAUUUUCAAACAAUGACUUCAAAGGGCUCUUUUACUAGGCUACCCGCGCACGUUCAUCCACUCGCAACAUAUUUCCAGCCUCCAAACAGUGGUGAAUGGAAAGAGACAUCCGUUACACAAAACACCAAAAAGUGUAAUGACAUUUGGUGAUUGUCAUUAGGCCAGAAUUAAUUCCUCCACUGCUGUCCGUGCGAGUCUCUGUCGGCCACUCAUCUCUGCCUUGGCAAAAUGUCAGUGUUCUUCUCGAACCACAUCGUAUUUUGGAGCGUAAGCUAUAGGCCUACCACCUGUUUUCAAGUCAAUUUUUCAUGCCUCUAACAUACGGUAAUGAUAAAUAAGGGUGUAAUACAGUUUUCUAGACAUUUUGUUUUCAUUAUUGCGUACCCCCACUAUUUAUUUUGCCGGGACACCGUACCGGACGGUACCGCCUUACUUUCAACCCUGGCCCUAACUCAAGCCUUGCAUAUGAUGCAAUAAUUCAGGCCUUGCAUAUGUUGCACUGUGUGUCAUUUAAUGACAGAGUAUUAAACAUGUUGAAAUGUAUGUGUCUGGUGUGUUUAUGUGCCUGAGAACUUGGGCCAAAUCAAUUGCCUAGCAUAUCAAAUUAGCCCAAUGCAAUCAUCUUUGUUGGUGAUCUUUUUCUCACACUACUGUUGUUCAGCUUAUCUUACCUUGGCUCUGUUCUUCCUGAGGUGUGAAAAGGUCAACUCCAUGACCCUGUACCCCUGGAUCCACCAGUUCAGCAACAACAAGAGGUCAUCUGACCAGACGCGGCCAAUCAGCUUCCCAGACGUCAACCCCCAGAGCCUGCCUCCAAACUCGGACUUCUCCAUGGUGGCAGGGGACUUCCAGGAGGUCUACACAGAGCCUAGUGAGUGGUGAGCCUCACACAGGCUGUCUGAAAGAUCAACAAGUGCAAUGAGUGAUCAGGGCCUGUAUUCACAAAGCGUCUCAGAGUAGGAGUGCUGAUCUAGAAUCAGGUCCCACCUUGUCUUAUUCAUUAUGGUCUAAAAGGCUAAACUGAUCCUAGAUCAGCACUCCUGUUCUUAGACACGGGUUCUUCUCUCUCUGUGAGUGACAUGUUGUUAUGUGAAUUGGCCACAUUGAACAGUCAAUAGUGAAAGUGAGCAAUCUGUCCUAGACACAGAUUAUUUGUUAUUACCUGUGUUGGUUGGUAUUAGCAAUAAGGUGAGACAGGUUAAACGAGUAUCAUUGUGGUCUUUCCUCUCAGACACCUGGGACUGUGUGGCUACCUGCUUCUUCAUCGACACAGCGCACAACGUCAUCGACUACGUAGAGACCAUCUGGAACAUUCUCAAACCUGGAGGCGUGUGGAUCAAUCUUGGUGAGCGACGAUAUGUUCAACAAACCUCCUUACUGACCAGUGAAAGAGGUUCUCUUCUACGCAUUUUUGGUGUAGUUGCUGUUUUAACUUACGGUUAGUGUGUGAUAUACUGUAUGUCAGUGGCGGUCGGUGCCGUAUAAGAUGAGGGAGGACGUUUUUUUAAUGAGCAUGGCCUUAUUUCUAUUACAGCAUAUUGAAUGACUGUCAUUAAUAGUCCAUUCACCCAGUUCAAUGUAACAUCGAUAGGUUUAGGCUACUACAUGAUACUCGCUAUACCCGUAAAUUGUCCCUAUACCCAUCAUGAGGUUGCUACAACCUAGCCUACGACUGAAAGUUUACAACGUAGGUGCACACGUCGACAGAAAAAUUUGAGGAAUAAAGGUGACAGUGACAAAUGUAAUACUGCCUUGCAAACUCUUUCCUGCAUCUAGCUGAUCUAGGAUGUAAUCAUUAGUCCAACAGUUGCAAACAAUACUUUCUAUUGGACAAAUUCAGGUAUGUUUAUCCCUGUUUUGUUCCGUUUGCUUCCGUUUAAGAAAUGUUUUUCAAUGGAAUUGGCAGAAUGAAUACACCCCUGAUCACACGCAAACAGUUCACUUUCAUAGCAGCCACAUAUACUGAACAAAAAUAUAAACGUAACCUCCAAUGUUGUUUUAGAGAAUUUGGCAGUACGUCCAGCCGGCCUUACAACUGCAGACCAUGUGUAACCACGCCAUCCCAAUACCUCCACAUCUGGCUUAAUCACCUGCAGGAUCGGGGGGAGGGGGCAGAGGAGUAUAAAGCCCCUUUGUGGGGAAAAGCUCAUUCUGAUUGGCUGGGCCUGGCUCCCCAGUGGGUGGGCCUGGCUCCCAAGUGGGUGGGCCUAUGCCUUCCCAGGCCCACCCGUGGCUGCACCCCUGCCCAUUCAUGUGAAAUCUAUAGAUUAGGGACUAAUUCAUUUAUUUCAAUUGACUGAUUUACUUAUAUGAACUGUAACUCAGUAAAAUCUUUGAAAUUGUUGCAUGUUGCAUUUAUAUUUUUGUUCAGUACACAAACAGCAUAAUAAUUUGCUUGUUGUAUAAUUCCUUCUCGCAUCUACGCGCUCUCCUCCUCUCACCUUUUCCCUUCGCUUGUGGACUUCAGUGCAGAAAACAACAAGGCGAGAAAAACCUUUCCAAGCCAAACCUUCAUACCAUAACCGCUACACAAAGUCUACAUCUUUGUCACCAUAUUAGCUAAUGUCAUAGACAACAUACAGUGGGGAGAACAAGUAUUUGAUACACUGACGAUUUUGCAGGUUUUACUACUUACAAAGCAUUUAGAGGUCUGUCAUUUUUAUCAUAGGUACACUUCAACUGUGAGAGACAGAAUCCAAAAAUCCAGAAAAUCACAUUGUAUGAUUUGUAAGUAAUUAAUUUGCAUUUUAUUGCAUGACAUAAGUAUUUGAUACAUCAGAAAAGCAGAACUUAAUAUUUGGUACAGAAACCUUUGUUUGCAAUUACAGAGAUCAUACGUUUCCUGUAGGUCUUGACCAGGUUUGCACACACUGCAGCAGGGAUUUUGGCCCACUCCUCCAUACAGACCUUCUCCAGAUCCUUCAGGUUUCGGGGCUGUUGCUGGCCAAUACGGACUUUCAGCUCCCUCCAAAGAUUUUCUAUUGGGUUCAGGUCUGGAGACUGGCUAGGCCACUCCAGGACCUUGAGAUGCUUCUUACGGAGCCACUCCUUAGUUGCCCUGGCUGUGUGUUUCGGGUCGUUGUCAUGCUGGAAGACCCAGCCACGACCCAUCUUCAAUGCUCUUACUGAGGGAAGGAGGUUGUUGGCCAAGAUCUCGCGAUACAUGGCCCAAACCAUCCUCCCCUCAAUACGGUGCAGUCGUCCUGUCCCCUUUGCAGAAAAGCAUCCCCAAAGAAUGAUGUUUUCACCUCCAUGCUUCACGGUUGGGAUGUUGUUCUUGGGGUUGUACUCAUCCUUCUUCUUCCUCCAAACACGGCGAGUGGAGUUUAGACCAAAAAGCUCUAUUUUUGUCUCAUCAGACCACAUGACCUUCUCCCAUUCCUCCUCUGGAUCAUACAGAUGGUCAUUGGCAAACUUCAGACGGGCCUGGACAUGCGCUGGCUUGAGCAGGGGGACCUUGCGUGCGCUGCAGGAUUUUAAUCCAUGACGGCGUAGUGUGUUACUAAUGGUUUUCUUUGAGACUGUGGUCCCAGCUCUCUUCAGAUCAUUGACCAGGUCCUGCCGUGUAGUUCUGGGCUGAUCCCUCACCUUCCUCAUGAUCAUUGAUGCCCCACGAGGUGAGAUCUUGCAUGGAGCCCCAGACCGAGGGUGAUUGACCGUCAUCUUGAACUUCUUCCAUUUUCUAAUAAUUGCACCAACAGUUGUUGCCUUCUCACCAAGCUGCUUGCCUAUUCUCCUGUAGCCCAUCCCAGCCUUGUGCAGGUCUACAAUGUUAUCCUUGAUGUCCUUACACAGCUCUCUGGUCUUGGCCAUUGUGGAGAGGUUGGAGUCUGUUUGAUUGAGUGUGUGGACAGGUGUCUUUUAUACAGGUAACGAGUUCAAACAGGUGCAGUUAAUACAGGUAAUGUGGAGAACAGGAGGGCUUCUUAAAGAAAAACUAACAGGUCUGUGAGAGCCGGAAUUCUUACUGGUUGGUAGGUGAUCAAAUACUUAUGUCAUGCAAUAAAAUGCAAAUGAAUUACUUAAAAAUCAUACAAUGUGAUUUUCUGGAUUUUUGUUUUAGAUUCCGUCUCUCACAGUUGAAGUGUACCUAUGAUAAAAAUUACAGACCUCUACAUGCUUUGUAAGUAGGAAAACCUGCAAAAUCGGCAGUGUAUCAAAUACUUGUUCUCCCCACUGUAGCUAGCUACUAGAAUUAACUUGUUAAUAAACCGCUACAAUCAUGUAGUACAGUGUACAGCAAGCAGUUUAGCAGUUACACCGGGUGUUUGAGUAGGCUAAACUAAUUAGCUGCAUUCAUUAGCUAGGUAAGUGAAAGUGAAACAAAUACAAUGAAAUAUAGCUAACUCUCUCUAUUGCUUCUCCUUCAUUUUUGAAAAAAUGAAUUUGUUUCCAAACUGUUCAACUAUUGUAUUUCUCUCUCUUUGAGUCAACUACACACCACAUUUUAUGCACUACAGUGCUAGCUAGCUGUAGCUUAUUCUUUCAGUACUAGAUUAAUUAUCUGAUCCUUUGAUUGGGUCGACAACGGCAGUUCAUACUGCAAGAGCUCUGAUAGGUUGGAGGACGUCCUCUGGAAGUUUUCAUAAUUACUGUGUAAGUCUAUGGAAGGGGGUGAGAACCAUGAGCCUCCUAGAUUUUGUAUUGAAGUCAAUUUAUCCAGAGGAGGACGGAAACUACCCCAGAGAGUGCUUUUGAGGAUACUGUAGACCAUUGCAAAGCAGUGUUUUAAUCAAUUAUUUGGUGACGUGAAUAUAUUUAGUAUAGUUUUUCCUAAAAAGGAUACCUUUUUUUAUUGUUUCACUAUUUUUUUUUUUUUAAAUACACUGAGGAUGGUCCACCCAUUCCUCCUCUGAGGAGCAUGCACUGCUGUAUGUAUACUUUUACCAAAGCUGCAAUUCCUCCCUUGCCUAUAGGCCCACUGCUGUACCACUUUGAGAACAUGGCCAAUGAGCUCUCCAUCGAGCUCAGCUACGAGGACGUCAGGGAGGCCAUUUUAAAAUAUGGAUUCCAUUUGGAGGUAAAGUCGUUUUUUUAGUUAAAAAAAUAUAUAAAACAGGUGUACAGAUUGGAGGAAUAAGAUGAACUACUACUUCAGUUUACAGUAAAGAAAAGUAUAAAACAUUGUUUUCAGUUAAUGUUGUUAAUGUUGUUUGGCCUAAAACACCCUGUCUUUCACUGCAGGUGGAGAGAGAGUCUGUACCCACUACAUACACGGAGAAUGAUCAGUCCAUGCUGAAGUACCUGUACGACUGUGUUUUCUUUGUGGCAAGGAAACCUGACCAUCUGUAUGCCAACGGUUUCCAGGUGGUCCAUGAGAACAGACUGGAAGCGUCGCCACGGCGAGAGAGCUGCGACAGUCUGACGUGACAUCGUCUGUCAUGACAUAGCAGAGCAACAACCGAAAAAACGCGAUUGGCCACUGCCGAGAGCAUAAAAAAAAAGAGUAAGAUGACAGAAACACAAGUCAAUGGACAGGUUUGCUUUCAUGUUUCUUCUUCUUUAUAUUAUCUAAUCGCCAGAGCUGCCCAAUCACCUUCCUUCCCCCCUGAGCCUUUGAGAUUGAGACGGAUGCCUAUUAUGAACUCAAGUGACUAAAUCUUUCAGCCCAGGACUGUUUGUCUUCAGUUAAAGAGGCAAGGUGACGCCUCUAUGGUGACCUGAUGUAGUUGCAUGCUUGUCAGAGACCCGCCUCUGUCUUCCCAAUAUAUUUAUUUUGUAAAAUAGUUACCAACUCUGGCUAUUUAUAGUAUUUUUUUUGUUCAUCACUUAAAGUCAGUUGCUGAAGUGGCUGGAGUUGGUAAUACUGAGGGUAGGACAAAGUUAUUUUAACCUUUAUUAUAUGAUUGGACACAGAUUGAGUUUCAGCAUUACAACCUGGAUCUAGUUACUGUCUCACUUAACAAUAAAGAAAAACACAAUUCUUUAAAAAAAAGAAACAUGUUUCAUUGACAGGGGGAUUGUCGAAUUUAGUGUCUUUAGGGUCGUUCCAUGAAAAGUGCCUUUGAUAUUAACUAUUAAUUGUGCACCAAUAUAGAAUUUU
Molecule: messenger RNA, 11199 nt
Organism: Coregonus sp. 'balchen'
Lineage: Eukaryota; Metazoa; Chordata; Actinopteri; Salmoniformes; Salmonidae
Source: the annotation of a GenBank genome assembly